CGUUGAACCGCAGACACAUGCGUAAACAAGUCGGCGUUCAGUCUGUAACGAGCCGGUAGCUUGGUUUAAUUCUGCAAUUACUUAACUUUCUAAAAGGCUUGCGAACACAGAAACAUUAAAACGAAGUUUUAAUUUAUAACUUGAGCUAAAAAAUGGCGUCAACGGAGGUUCAGAGUGACAGUGACGACGGAAUGGACGAGUUCAUGGACCAAUUCAAGACGCAGCGAUACAAAAAUGCAUUCACUGAAAACAACUGGGAGGAGGAGUUCGGUAAAGUACCCAUGUUUAUGAAAUCGGCCCCUGAAGAGAUCGAUCCACAGAAAUAUCCAGAACUAGCAUGUAUCCAGUCUAUAAUCCAUGAUGAAGACCGAUCUCCAGUAGAACAAGCGAAGAGCCUGAAAGAUGAAGGAAAUGCAUAUUUCAAAGAGAAGAAGUUCACGCAGGCUGUGGUGGCGUACACUGAAGCUUUGAAGAAGAAAUGUGGCGACCAGGAGCUCAACGCUGUGCUCUUCACAAACCGAGCAGCUUCACACUUCUAUCUGGGUAACAUGCGCUCUGCGCUGAAUGAUGCUGCAGCAGCGAUAAAGAUCAAACCAGACCACCUCAAAGCCUUGAUCAGAGGUGCUCAGUGCUGCAUAGAGCUGCGUAAAUUUGUAGAGGCAAUCCAGUGGUGUGACAAGGGGCUAAAGGUUCACCCUAGUGACAAGAAGCUGCAAGAGCUGAGAGCAGCAGCAGAUAAACACAAGAGAGCAGCAGAGAGAGAUGACAGGAAGGCCAAGGCUAAAGAAAAGAAGUUGCACGGUGAGAAAGAGGCUCUUCUGACCGCUUUAAAGGAUCGAGGCAUCAAGCUUUUCCAGCCUGUGAGGCCUCGCUCGCAGAGUUCAGACGGUGAGGAUGAGGAUGAGCGCUCUUCAGCAGCGUUAGCUGAGCUGAGCCUGGAUGGCUUGAGCUCUCAGGAGGUCACAGGGGCUCAGGUCUUCCUGGACGAGCAGGGCGUUCUCCACUGGCCUGUUCUUUUUCUCUAUCCUGAACAUCAACAGAGUGAUUUUAUCUCAGCCUUCUGUGAAAAUAAUUGUUUCAGAGACCACCUGACUGUCAUGUUUGGAGAAGAACUUCCACCCUGGGACACAGACAGAAAGUACCACCCCCAAAAUCUGCAGCUCUACUUUGAAGACAAGGAGAAGGAAACACUUUACCAAAUUGAUCCUGAAACAUCACUUUCAAAAACACUUAAACACAAAAGGUUUUUUGUCAAAGCAGGCACGCCAAGCUUCCUGGUUUUGGUAAAAGGCUCGUCAUUCCAGAAGCAGUUUUUAACAGGAAAUAAAGUGCAUGUGUUGUAAACAUCUUGGCCUUCAAAAUUUGUACUUUGAAUAGGAAUAAUGAAAAAAUGACUGACUGGUGUUUGAAGACGACAAAAGAAAUAAUUCAAUAAAUUUUACAGUGAUGU
This is a messenger RNA of Nematolebias whitei (Rio pearlfish), 1450 nucleotides long. RefSeq names its product tetratricopeptide repeat domain 4 (gene ttc4). Gene Ontology annotation, molecular function: Hsp90 protein binding. The record is from RefSeq and is a predicted model, not a curated record. NCBI's taxonomy places the organism in Eukaryota, Metazoa, Chordata, Actinopteri, Cyprinodontiformes, Rivulidae. The coding region runs from base 153 to 1343 and encodes 396 amino acids. The transcript has 10 exons.